Molecule: messenger RNA, 4077 nt
Organism: Ornithodoros turicata
Lineage: Eukaryota; Metazoa; Arthropoda; Arachnida; Ixodida; Argasidae
Exons: 16
Coding region: 125-1927 (600 amino acids)
Molecular function (GO): sequence-specific DNA binding
Source: RefSeq, a predicted model, not a curated record
UCAGGGUCGACAGCAGCACCGUAGGAAGAGACGCCAUUAUGCGACUUUUCGUCUGACCGGCGUGCAGUGUUGCACAUGUAGGCAGCUUAAUUUAGUGCGGUGUCUCCGGCACUUCGCAGUCAACAUGGGGUGCUGCGUGGCUGUGAACUGCACCAAUUCGCGUGCGAAGGGCUUCCGCAUGUACAGGUUUCCCAGAGACCCCAAGAGAAAACGCAUAUGGGAAGAAAAGACAAAACGUGGUGGCGGCUGGAGACCUAAUGCGAACAGCGAGCUGUGUGAGGCACACUUUGACGACAGUCAGUUCGAGUCGCGUCGGGCUGACGGCUGGAGAAAACUGAAGCCAAACGCCGUGCCCACCAUUUUCGCCCACACUGUUGUUCGUGUCACAAGGAAACCGCCCAAGAGUCGGUUGCAGCCCCAGGGUAUAACAGUGCCGCUGAGAGAGGAGGCAAGGACUGCUGAGUCUACCUCAACCUCACAGGCUGGACAGACGUCUACAGAGGCAAUAGGAGGUGCACCCGCAGUUUCGCUGAUGAAGGAAGGCUGUAUGCCCCUGCAGAGGAGAGAGCUCACCACCCAGCAGACAACUUCAGGCUUAUCAAGUAUAGAGCACUUCCCGGUGGGUUCUAUUCAUACUAGUGAUGACUCUUCUGUUGUGCAGAUACUUGUGCGCCCAUGUUUUCCACAUGCAGUGUCAGAUAUGGCUGUUCCAGAAAAGGAGUGCACUAUGCAGGACACAAACACUCCUGAUGCCGUACAGGACCUUAGUACGUGUAGCCUUGAGCUCGAGAUUUUGACACAGGCACCAGACAGCCCAUCCCAGGUUGAAACACUGGAGUACUCACUGAACAGCUCUGCCGCACUUUAUCCUGAGGCACCAGCGAGCCCACUGAUGGUCGACACACUGGACAGUUGUUCACCCACAUGUCAUCCAGAGGACACAGAUAAACAGGCCUGUGACAGUUCCUCCCAGCCAAUGCAUGGAGACACUGCAAACAUCUCAUAUGUUUUGCACAAGCAAAUGUGUGACCAUUUGUCUGUGUUGUCCCGAGACACUACCAUGCCAAUUGACGUCAUGGACACCAACGCUCCUGAUGCCGUACAGGACCUUAGUACAUGCAGCAUUGAGCUCGAGCCACCAGACAGCCCACCCCAGCUUGAAACACUGGACAGCUCACAGAACAACUCUGCUGCACUUUAUCCUGAGGCACCAGACAGCCCACUGACAGACAGCCCACGCCAAUAUGAAACACUGGACAGCCCACUGAACCAUUUCCCUACACUUCACCCUGAGCCACCCGACAGCCCACAGCUCAUUGAGACACUUGAUAGCUGUUCAGCCACAUCUCAUCCUGAGGCAGCCGCUGGUGAUCAGCAGAGGUUGCUGCAAAGAAUUGCAGAGCUGGAACGCCAGUGUCGCAGAGAAAAGAAGAAAGUCAGGAAGCUGCAGGAAGAGAAGCAAAAGUUCUCCGAGAACCUCAGUUCAGUAUUCAACGAGGACCAACUGGCAUCACUUUCACGGUCUAGCAAUCGUGGGAGCAAGUGGUCAGAAGAAACAAUAAAGAAGGCCCUGCAACUGCACUUCUCCUGUGGAAGCACAGGAUAUAGCAACCUUCUGGAUCAAAAGCUGCCACUCCCAUCGUCACGGACACUGAGACGCAGAGUUGAAGCAAUCAAGUUUAAUCUCGGAAUUCUUGACGAAAUGUUCAGCCUGCUGGAAAGCAAGGUGCCUGGCCUCAACGUUCAACAAAAAUGUUGUGUCCUCAUGAUAGACGAAAUGGCGAUUCAACAACGGAUGGAAUAUGACCCAAGCACAAGCUCUGUGCGUGGGUAUACUACCUUGCCUGUCCCAGGCAAACCAUCCAACACACCUGCAACGCAUGGCCUAGUAUUCAUGCUGUGUGGUAUGUCAACACGGUGGAAAUAGGUGGUUGCGUACCAUUACACAGGUGAUUCAUUCAGCGGUGUUGAUGCUGGCAAGGUCACAGUUGACAUAAUUGAGUGCCACAAGAUCGGCCUGAAUGUACUCGCCAUCACCACGGACAUGGGACCUGGAAACCGCUCAAUGUGGCAAUACUUUAAGGUGAAUUCUGGGAAGCACAGCCGCAUUGCCAACAUCGCUCAGCACCCCUCGUUUGGGAACAGGCAGGUCCGCUUUCUUGCAGAUGUUCCUCACAUUGUUAAAAACUUGUGUGGACAUCUCAUCAAUGGACAGCUCCUCAUGCUCCAUGAAGACGACGUGAAGAGACACAACCUGCCAGGUUCCGUGAUCACCCUGGAUCCUAUCAAGCAUCUCGCAAGGUUCCAAGAGGAAAGCACAUUCAAGUUGGCACCAAAGAUACGGAAAGAGGUUGCGGAUCCAAAUCAUUUUGACAAAAUGAAGGUCUCCAACGCUAUGAGUAUCUUCAGCCACUCUACAGCAGUUGCUCUCCGCACCAUGGUCGAGGAACAUGGCUGGCCAGAGCAAACAUUGGUGACAGCGUGGUUCAUCGACCAGGUGAAUCACUGGUUUGACUUGAUGUGUAGCCGCCACCCUGUUAUGGCACUGAGUCGCCACAAUACCGCAAAAUACGAAGAAGCCCUGAAAUUUCUGCAAGUGUUCAUGGACAUGUUUUCCCGCCUGAAAAUUGGAAACGGGCACUACAAGCCAUGCCAGGCAGGCGUCCUCCUCUCCACAACCUCUAUGCUCGAGUUGCAGAAGCAUCUUCUGGAAGACCUGCACUUCGACUUCCUGUUGACAUCCAGAUUUACUCAAGAUAGCCUUGAGAAUUUCUUCUCUACAGUACGCCACAGAAACCCGAUUCCGACGCCACUAGAAUUCAAGAUGUCGCUGAAGAUAAUCAGCAUUUCGCAAUACCUAAAAGUGUCCACAACAGGAUCCUACGAAGUUGACGAUGGAACAUUUUUCUUGGCUGAUUUUAACACAUCGAAGGAAAAUCAAGCUCCACAACCAAGCACUGAUCCUGACAACCUUCUGUAUGGAAAGCCACAUCUCACAAAAGCUGAAGAAAGUGCGUUCUUCUGUUACUGUGGGUACAUUGUGUCACGUGUCCUGAAGAACAAUGUGACCUGCAGGGAAUGUGAGAGUGGCCUCACUGAAAAGCCCAGUAGUACCUCAGGCGUGCACAGUUUCACCACCAGUAAGUGCUUCAAGGAAGGUGCAUUGACGUACCCGUCCCCAGCUGUGUAUGACAUGCUCCUCCUUUGUGAAAAUGUUUUCAUAAAGACAAUAGGAAGUUGCAUGGACAAGGACAAUAUCCUUUGCACCUUGCAUAGUGCAAUGCUUACUGCUGCAAAACACGUGCCACUCACAAACUGUCAUGGUGUGAAGGACAAGAUCAUUCGCCGGUUUUGCCAUGCACGUUUACAGCUGCACCUGUCUGACCUGAGCAGACAAAUUAACACUAAAGUGAGAGACAUGGGCAGCAAAAGCAUGUGCGCCCCACGUCGACAAAAGUGACACAUAACACAACAGUGACAGUGUACUUGAUGAACGCUAUUUUGCGGAAUCAUGAUUUCCAUUUUAUUCAUAUGUUGUAGAACUGUGACAGUCUACAAUCUUGACUUCGUGCAGUUUGAGAAUUUAAAGAAGGUGCAGUUUUCUUUUUGCCCAUUUGUAGUGAGUGAACAUUGGUAUAUCCAAGUGUGCGUUUCAGCUAGGUUUUAUUUUGAUCAGUGUUGUGUAUGUCUCAACUUUGUGCCUGAACACUGGAUAGAUUUCAAUUGUUUGACUAAAGCUGGACUGUUUUCUUAGCGUGAACUGUGUAUUCUUAGUGUAAUGUAUGCCAUUGUUCCUCCUUGUGGUAUCCCCACCUUGCUGUGGUGAGGAGGCUUGUGUGCUUCUGUGAAUUUAUGGGCUAAGCCAGCCGUAGUUAACUACUGUAAUUAGCUGUGUACUACAUCAGGGCCACCCAUGCUGGAAAGGCCAUAGCUGAGGGGCUAGACUAAGAGGGAUACAUAAAAAUGCUUGUUUUUGGUGUGUAGUCUUUAGUUUCUCUCUAGCACCCACAUGUAUGUUAUCAUGCAAACAAAGGUGUAAGGACAAUAGGCAAUAAAGUCUAAUUUUCAGUUAUUGCA